GUAACUAGCCCGCUGAGCUGUUAGUAACUGAGAUUCUCUAAGUAGUUGUGAUUACUGUUCCAACCAAACAGUAACAAUGGACAUCUCUCACAGAGAUUCCGUACUGUUCACCUCUUGUCUCAAAACACCUAUCAACCCUCAAACCAAAGUUCCGACAACUCUUUAUGAGCGGGAGAGAGUGGUACAGUUGCUCCCAAUGCACAAGCCACAUCACAGUUCGGACGACAAUCAAAACUUUGAGGAAGCACGAGCACAGCACUGGCAUAAGGAUGACAGUGGAGAUGAGUCUGUGGAAUCCAGCUCUGAAAAUGAAAAAGACCAAAGUUAUAAACACUUUAAAAAUAAGGAACCUGAGGAUAAUCUGUAUGUCCAUGAAAAGUACCACUCCAAUGAAGAUUAUUACAACAGACUAGAGGAACUAAAGCAAGCCCACAUGGAAGCCAUGAAAAAAUUAGAACACAUGUAUCAAAACAAACUGCAUCUGAAAGGUGUGCAACUACUGGAUAAUGACCAUGACAUUUCAGAUCAAUAUUGCAGUUCAAAACAGAAAAGCAACCCACACCUCUCACCAAGGAUAUGCAUGACAUUGAACCAGUUUGAAGUGGACAGCACCAAGCACGCAGAUAUGUCUGACAGUUCAGGUGAGGCUGCAGAAAAUACAGAGGUGGAAACCGUAACUGAAAGUGAAAGUAUGUCUUCUUUGCAAGAUCACAUAUAUAAAAUGUGGGAUGGAUUUUCUGUAGAAGAUUACGUUCAGACAAGAAAAUAUAACCAACUAAGUUCAAAUCAAAUAAAAAAAAUGAAGAAGACAAAAGAGUGGUCACCAAAGAUAACAAUACCUGAACCAUUUCAUAUGACCAUAAGAGAAGCUAAAAAACAGAGGGAGUGGAUGAAGUCAAGAUCUGUGGUGGAUCUGGAAAAUUACAUGCUACAAAAGCAAAUGGAAGAAGAAGCUGAAUGUCAGAAGAAAUUUCGUGCUAACCCAGUGCCUGCUACAGUGUACCUUCCACUUUAUGAUGAAAUAAUGGCAAGGAAUGAAGAAAGAAGAAAGUUUGUAACAGAGAGAAGCAAAGAAAUUCUUAUUUCUACACAGAAACCUUUCAGUUUUAUUGAAAGAGAAGAGAAAAAGAAACAACUUAGGAAACUGCAGUUGAGGGAUAUUGCACCACCUAAAAUGAAAAAGACAAAAUUUAAAGCAAAACCCGUGCCAAAAUAUGUUUAUGAUCCAAAUGUGAAUGAACGGAUUAAAGAACAGGAAUUAUAUCGAGCUAUUAAAAUGCACAUGAGGGCUCAAGAAUUGCUGAACAGUUCUUACCUUCCACGGAACAUGCAUUCAAGAAGUGCCCCACCUCAGUGUGGAAAAUGCAGAUAUGCCAGCUUAAGUGACAAUGCCACAUUUAGACCUAACAUUAAUUCUAAAGUUCCUGACUUUGAAAUGCUCCACCAAAAAAAUCAGAAACAACUCAUGGAGAAAAAAAAUUUGAAAGAAACCACAGUCUGUGAACCCUUUACUCUCUGCACUUCACAUAUUCUGUCCAGAAAAGAUAAAAUUUUGCAAGACAUUGAAGCUGAUGAAGAAACUUUGAAAGAGACUCGCUGGCCUUACAAAUCUUAUAGACAUCCACCAGGGGCCCAUUGCUCUAGUCCAAAUUAUUCACCAAUGGCAUCUUUUGAUUCCAGGCCUGCAAGAGGAACUAAAGCAUCAAAUAAGAGACAAGAAGCUGUCAAAAAACAAGACAAACAGAGAAUGAAACAGUAUUUAAAAGAGUUGGAAGAGAUGCAUGAUCGUGUAAAUAACAGACCCUUGUUACUACAACAAGUUACUCAGCACAAUGCCAAACAAGCAGCAGAGAAGCAUUAUUCUGACAUAUUAAGGGAAGUUGGAUUGAAUGAUGAAUUUGUUUCAAGCAAAGGAAGAACUUCAAAAAAGUUACAUUACCAUGUCAGUGAUACAGAUUCAGACAUCAGCAGUGACUGUGCUAAAAGGCAUGCAGAUGAAAGAUGAAAAGCAUAGUGUUGGAUUUUGUGACUAUGAAGAUGAUUAUGAGAACCCAGAUGAAAGUGAAAAUCCAGAUGAAGAGGGAAAAUGUGUAUUUGAAAAGCAGAGUGAUGAUGGAUCUUUAAAACUGUUUGAAGAACUAUCACCGUGAAGCUUUUGUCUAGCUUUAUUGCAAGCAUAUUGCUGGAGCUGUCACUGAAAACUUCAGCCUUGUAUCUGUUUAACCUUUCUGAAUGGUACUUGAUAUCCUACUGUACUUGAAGUGGUCUUUUAUUGUUUACCAAACACCUUGAACUCAGUAUGCAUCUGGUCUAUGUAUAGAUUUUGGACUGAGGUAAAACUGCGUUGAAAUAGGUAAAGGGAUGGUUUCCAAAAUUAUUCAUUUCACAGUUGGGGUUAAUUGCUUCCCAGGCUUGCAAUGCCUUCCCUGCCCAGUGUAUGUGAUUGUGGAAACUGACAAGCCUUUAUGGGUAUCUCUUUUCUUUACUUGCAGUUCUAAAGCAAAUCAUUGUGUCUGUCUGCUUCUGCCUCCAAUGUAAGAAUAAAUGGAUGGACCACACCUGUCAGGGCAGGCAUGCCAUUAUACCUCAGCUCUUUUUGGGUGAGCACAAGCUACACACUAUUAGAUUUAAUGUUUCCCAUACCAUGGAAGCCAUGGUAAUGCACUCUGUAGUCAUAGUAGCACACACUGUGGAUUAGUUAUAGUUAUAUGUUUGGUGACAGUAGGCAACAUUGCAUUUUCCAUAUGGUAAUAUUGAUAGGUAAUAUUGCAGUAGUGAGAGUGGAAAAAUCCAUCAGGAAUUUUUUUUUUUGUGCGACAGAAUGUGACAAAUCAUGUUAGCAUUACUGUGUUCACUCUCAUUGUCUGUGCUGAUUGUACUUAGUUUGGUUUUCUGUUUAAUAGGAACUCCAGAGCUUUGUCUGUGUAGGAAGCCUAAAAUACCUUCUACCUUUAUAGUGUAACAUGUACCCACCACAAUUCCCAAACCUGUAACCACCUCCCCAAGCCAGACCUAUCUUUUAGUUUGCAGGAGGCUGUAUACCUUACAUCUCACCACCAUUAAACUAUUCCAUUUGUGCUAUUAUUAACAGCACACUAACACUGAUACAGAGUACAUCAUGCCGUAGUGACUGCUUUGUAUAGUAGCAUAACACAAAAUUGGCAUAUGUAUACACACCACACACACACACAAAAUCUGUCCUCUGAUAAAAUAAUUGUUUUAAUUCACUGGACCUGGACCAGCUGUUUGAUCAUUGGUACAGUACAUUACCUGUACUCCGCCUCCAUACCUCUUCACCUAUGGGCUCCAACAUCUGUGCAGUGUCCAUUCCAUGCAUAAGUGUAUUCAUUCACAUACUACACUUACAUGAGUCAUACCUUCUGUAGCUCAUACCAUAAGUUUACAUGCAAGUGAUCCAUUGUUUUUGAGAUGUUCGAUAUCUACCCCCUUACACUGUGGAGUAUGGUAGAUAAGAUUCACUGCAGUACAGUUUUACUUAUUUAGUACUGAAGUGUAACGGAAGAUUAUUGCAUGAAGGGAAGUCCAAGCAAAAGAUCUAAGAUUCUGUAUCAUGACUGGGGAAUUUUUGAGGUAAAGUACCUAAUACAUUUAAUGGGAUUGCAUGUCAUAUAAUUGAAAUUUAUGGCAGAAAUGUAAAAAGAGGCUUCAGAGCAGCAUAUGUAUUAUGCAUAGGUCCCAUCAAUUGCUUUUGGGGAGCAGAUAUGGAAUAAGUUCUAUCUUCUAAUUCUUGUGGAUCACCAGGAAUUGUUAUGGGUUCAUCUUUAUUCUCGAGACAGUUUCGUAUGGGUAGGGUAGCAACAUUUGCUCUGAGGAUGCCUUGCACAUCAUUGCCUGGGUUUGUUAAAUUAGUCCCAUGAUGUAGAGGAGAAGGGUUAAUAAAGUAUAAGUACAUAUUUUAGCUCCACCUAGAACCAAGCAGCAAUUAUGUUUGUUUUCAACACUGACAUGAAAUGUUAUAUCCUCAAUGUUUUCUUACAUGUUUUUCCUUGUUUCUUAUCUUUCUUGAUUAUAUGUAAUGUUGUUGUCAUUGCAUUUUUUCGCACAGGAGUUAGGGUUAAACCUGUGAUCAUAAGCUAACUAUAGCUUUUUUGUAAAACAGACUGAUACAAAUUUAAUAUGUAAAGACAGCAACUAAAGAGAUGCAAAGUGUAAGGAAUUGUCACGAAUUCAUAAGACAAGUUUACCUUUCAGAGUUACCACCUCAGAAAAAUCAAAAACCUGAUGAAAGCCACACCCCUUGUUCUGUCUGUUGCCCUUCUUAUUCCAUCCCUUCCUUGACCUCUCUCCACCCAUUUUUCUAAAACGUUAACACCUCAACAUGCCCAUUUUGUGAAGUAAAUUGGCAUGUCUUCUUAUCAAUACAGGAUGUAAAAUGUCUCUGUUUUUCCCAAACUACCUUUGGAUACAGUUAUACUGCACUGAUGCAGUGCUUGUACAAAACUGAACAUCUGGAGGCAGAGACUUUGCAAACCCCUGUAUUAUGUGUAUUGUGUGACCACUGUUCUAAAAUAAAGCAUAUCAUGUUAUCAUACAAAUACCAAGACUUCCUCAUUUUUAGCCAUCUGUGUAGUAUGUUGUGUCAGUAUCAGGACCACUACUCUUUACUGUUUUCAAAAAUUAUUUACUGUUAGUAAACCAGUGCCCAGUUCCCUGCUGUAUACAAAAUCGCCCGGUCAUUGGGUAUCACUCACGAAGUCCCAACAUAUCAUAAGAAUUAUAGGAUGACUUAAAUGUAUUGAAAUUACUAGUGACUUGAAACAUGAUGUUAAAUCUUACAAAAAAAAAAGAUAUGCUGUUUGGUACUAGCAAAUGAUUAGACAAAGCUCCUAAUAAGUGAGGCAUGUAAUAUUCUUAUGGCUUAAAAAUGCCAACAGUACCAACAUUCAAAUAUCUUAGUCUUUCCCUAAAUCACAGUUAAAGGUCACAUUCCAUUUAGAAAGUAUGAAAGGGAAAAUAACCAGUUAUUUAAUGUCGGGCAAAUGAUUUUAUGACCAGAAAGCCAGACCAGCCAUUGUUAAAGAAACAGUCCUCCUCAAGUUAGAAUAUGAACUUCCUAUUUGCAUUGUCAACCAAUAUCAAAGCUGUAUUAGAAGCCGUCUCAAAGAGGAGCAGCCAUUUUGUGGUCUCUACAUCCAAACAUGAGUGCCACUCCAUCUCACUGAAAAGGCCAUCUGCCUGCCUACCUGAUUGUCACAAACCAGGUGGUUCAGUUACAGUGCAGCUUACUGUUUACUACAGCACAUAUUUUGUCCAUUAUUACCUUCAGAAGAUCGGAUACAAGACAGCCAUUAUAUAACCAGGUCAACAAAGACAGGAUACACCUUCUAAUCCAUUUGAAGAAUUAAUAUACUAAAUGCAUAUCACAGAGUCAUGGACUGGGCAAAACUCCCCCUUAAGGAGUGAUAUGCAACAAACCUAGUUCAGUUUGCUGCAGUGGCCUAGGAAUAAAAUAAAACACAACUGAAAGUUAUACCUAGACAUUGAAAUAUUGUAAAGUGAAAAUGUCUCUUCAUACUUAGUUCCUUCAUCCUUCGUCAUGUAUCACUUCUACAUCAGACCUCCUUAGCUGCAAUACUGGAGAUAAUUUAAGGAUGUCACAAUGUUACCUCAGACCUCAGUGACACAAAUUGCUAUAUGUAAUUCAAUAUAUAUUUUAUGUGUGGUGAAUAUCAAAUAUUGCAAAUGACUUGAUGGGCAAUUAUAUGCAGUCUCAUUACAACAUGUAUCUUAUAAAGAAUAUAUCUGGACAGCCUUCAUGCAGAUCAUAACCAAACCUUGACUGUGGAAAGAAAUGUACAUGCAUAUGCAUACACAUUCUUACCCACCAAAAUAAUGAUAUUGCAGAUUCAACCAAAGUGCACAAUUGGAAUGUGUCUUGUAAUAAAUAUUGGAUUAAUGGUAAACAAAUAAGAUAUUUCAUAUUUAGAUAUAUUUUAUGUAUUUCACUGUUGAUAACCGAUAAUGCAUUGCAUUUUUGACUCUGUAGACUGAAGAUAUUUUACUUGGGUAUUACUGAAUCAUAGCUGAAAAUUGCCAAUGUGGAUCAGUCCACCUAUUCAGUUAACAAACUGAAAAAAAUAAAUGGAAACAUGAAGAGUGAGGAUAUAUAGUGUAUGUGUGUUAGUGGUACUUGUACACAUUGCAUAUGACAGCCUCAGAUGGCAACACCAUUGGUUUCCUGUAACAGUAACUAAAUGCCACAUUUUGCAGUUCUGACAUUUUUAUUCCACAAUUUUAUUUUUAAAAGUAUGAAGUCAUAUUGUACAACACCUUCCCUUUGAUUCUCCUGAUAAAUCUUUCUAGUCUUCCCACUUCUGUGCCAUUUUCAUUUUUUAAAGAAUAGUUUGCUCUUUUUACAUUAUCCAAUAUCAUUUGCAGAAAGAUAUGUGUUUUAUUUUCUUGUGCUCUU
Protopterus annectens (West African lungfish) is the source of this 6430-nucleotide messenger RNA. RefSeq names its product FAM161 centrosomal protein A (gene FAM161A). The transcript has 6 exons. Gene Ontology annotation, cellular component: cilium. NCBI's taxonomy places the organism in Eukaryota, Metazoa, Chordata, Ceratodontiformes, Protopteridae. Bases 77 to 2005 code for a protein of 642 amino acids. The record is from RefSeq and is a predicted model, not a curated record. Gene Ontology annotation, biological process: cilium organization.